AUGUUUACCAACGACGGCUUCUAUCUGGAGCCCAGGCAGCAUGAAGAGCUCUCAUUCUCCAAAAUCUCGGACGAACAGGGGGGUGAUUUAAGAGGCUGCCCGGUCAGAAGUGAGCAGUUGCCGCAUGGGACGUACCAGUGCCUCCACAGUGAUCCCACUGAUUAUCCACCAGCGGCCACCCAACCGACUCCCCUUCUGCCAGUCUACAUGCCCACCGGAGACGCAGCGGUCCUGCCAACGUCCACGCCCUAUCCCGCCGGCUGGAACUUCGACAAGGCGGUGGGAGGAUCCUGCACAAAUGUGCCCCGAACUUGGAACCAGGCUGGUGCGGUCUGCUCCGACUGCGUCGGAACUAGUAACCAUGACUACCUGUCAACAGACAUGACUCAGGGCUGCGGCUACCUUCAGGGUUUUCCGGACUAUUCCCGUCAUUCUACUCCCGAGCAGGUCACGUGGCCUGACCUGUCACAGGUUCCAUUCCAACCAUCUCCAGCACUGCUACAACAGCAGCAACAGUCAGUCGGCAAUGCGGACACGGUGGGCCUCCCGCAGGGAACCAGCAAGCCCUCCACGGGCACACGAACUGGCAAAACGGCCUUCCCCUUCACCGUGGGCGGCAGUGAGCUCAUGCUCUGUCCGGGGUUCCCCCAGGCCUGUGUGGGAGAAUACCAGGGUGAUGCGGAGACUAAGCCGCCCUUCUCGUACAUCACACUCAUUGCCUCAGCUAUAAUGUCGGCCAAGGACCAGCGAGCCACUCUGAGUGAGAUUUACGCCUGGAUUAUGCUGCAUUUUGCUUACUACCGUCGAAAUAUCCGUCGGUGA
Molecule: messenger RNA, 822 nt
Organism: Spirometra erinaceieuropaei
Lineage: Eukaryota; Metazoa; Platyhelminthes; Cestoda; Diphyllobothriidea; Diphyllobothriidae
Source: the annotation of a GenBank genome assembly